UCUAUCUAUAUUAUAACACUAACUCUCUCUCUCUCUCUCUCUCUCUCUCUCUCUCUUAAGUAUUUGUAUUUGUCUGGAGUAGCUUGCAAUGCGCCACAACAACAACACUCUGCUCUGUUAUCGUACAAAAGCAUAACAAGCUGAACAAAACGACACACUCCACAAUCUUCCUUCACAUGAACAAUCUUGCAUGUUUUCUUCUCUUCAAUAUUCAUUUCAAUUCACACUUCAAUAUUCACCAUAUCACUUAUUCUUUCUGAUUCUCUCACUUUUACAAAAAGAAGAAGAAAAAACGUUUUUUUUUGCAGAACCCAUCUUUGUUCUCUCAGUUACAAGUAGCAGAUUGUACUCUAUACAGGGAUAGUAGUAGAAUUGAGGAAGAGGGAUAGAAGAUUGCAUAGCUGAAAAUGGCUUCAAGAGUGGACACUGAUGAAGAGGGUGAUAACAAAGGUAGUAUGUGGGAUUUGGAUCAGAAGCUUGACCAGCCUAUGGAGGAAGAGGCAGGAAGACUCAGGAAUAUGUACAGAGAAAAAAAAUUUUCUGCAUUGUUGAUUCUGCGGCUUGCAUAUCAGAGUCUUGGCGUGGUUUAUGGAGAUUUGGGCACUUCACCCUUGUAUGUUUUCUACAAUAUAUUUCCGAACGGCGUGAAAGAUGAAGAGGAAGUACUUGGAGCUCUUUCUUUGAUUAUCUACUCUCUUACUUUGGUGCCUCUCCUCAAAUAUGUUUUUAUUGUGUUAAGAGCAAAUGACAAUGGACAAGGUGGAACAUUUGCGCUUUAUUCUUUGCUUUGCCGACACGCAAAGAUAAAAACCAUUCCCAAUCAGCAUCGCACCGAUGAAGAACUAACAACAUAUAGUCGUUCUACCUUCCAUGAAAGGUCAUUUGCUGCAAAAACUAAAAGAUGGUUGGAGGAACGUGAAUCAUGGAAGAGCGCCAUUCUUAUUCUUGUCCUUGCUGGCACCUGCAUGGUAAUCGGAGACGGGAUUCUUACCCCGGCUAUAUCAGUUUUAUCGGCUGUUGGUGGGAUUAAGGUAAAUCAGCCCCAUAUGGGUAAUGGUGUUGUAGUUCUCAUUGCUGUUGUAAUAUUAGUUGGAUUUUUCAGCCUGCAACAUUAUGGCACAGACAAAGUUAGUUGGCUCUUUGCUCCAAUUGUCCUCCUUUGGUUUCUCCUAAUAGGAGGUAUUGGUAUAUUUAACAUCUGUAAGUAUGGAAGCGGAGUUCUAAAAGCCUUUUCUCCUGUUUACAUAUAUCACUAUUUUAGAAGAGGUGGAAAACAAGGAUGGACUUCCCUUGGUGGUAUCAUGCUCAGUAUAACAGGGACGGAGGCUCUUUUCGCCGACCUAUCUCAUUUUCCGGUCUCAGCUGUACAGCUUGCAUUUACUCUGGUUGUGUUUCCCUGCCUUCUUUUAGCCUAUUCUGGACAAGCUGCAUACCUUAUGAAUAACUUGACUCAUUCAAAAGAUGCUUUUUAUCGUUCUAUUCCAGAAAGAAUAUACUGGCCGGUAUUUGUUGUUGCAACAGCGGCAGCCAUAGUUGCAAGCCAGGCGACAAUAACUGCAACAUUUUCGAUUAUUAAGCAAGCCCUUGCUCAUGGUUGUUUCCCUAGAGUUAAAGUUGUAUAUACAUCAAAGAAGUUCGCCGGCCAGAUAUAUAGUCCAGAUAUCAAUUGGGUCCUUAUGAUUCUUUGCAUUGCCGUCACGGCAGGGUUCGAAAAUCAAAACCAGAUUGGAAAUGCUUAUGGUACUGCAGUGGUGAUUGUCUUUCUCGUUACUACAUUCCUUAUGAUUUUAAUCAUGAUAUUGGUGUGGCGCUGCCACUGGAUUCUUGUACUUGCCUUCACUUGCUUAUCAUUGGUUGUGGAAUUGUCAUACUUCUUCUCCGUAAUCUUCAAAGUUAACCAAGGUGGAUGGGUUCCUCUUGUAAUUGCCGGAGUGUUUUUUAUCAUUAUGUUUGUCUGGCAUUAUGGUACAGUGAAACGCUACGAGUUUGAAAUGCACAGUAAAGUCUCGAUGGCAUGGAUUCUCGGGCUUGGUCCAAGUUUAGGACUUGUUCGUGUACCUGGAAUCGGACUAGUCUACACAGAACUUGCAAGUGGAGUACCACCGAUCUUUUCUCAUUUCAUCACCAACCUACCAGCCAUCCAUUCUGUUGUUGUUUUCGUAUGCGUCAAAUACCUUCCUGUUUACACCGUCCCGGAAGAAGAGAGAUACCUUGUAAAGAGGAUUGGACCUAAGAAUUACCACAUCUUUCGAUGUGUGGCACGGUAUGGCUACAAAGACCUGCACAAGAAAGACGAAGAGUUUGAGAAAAAACUCUUUGAUAACCUUUCACUGUUUGUUAAGCUUGAAUCUAUGAUGGAAGGUUGUUCAGACUCAGAUGAAUACAGUUUAUAUGGACAGCAGGAUGGCGUGUUGAAUAACAACGGAAGCACGACUUCUUCGAAUGUGGAGUUAACAAUUAACUCGAUAGAUUCGAUAGUACAAGUUCGAUCACCGCCGCCAAAUGUGAAUAUCACUGUUAGGUCAUGCGGUCAAAUAAGUGGCCAAACCGAGGGCGAUGAACUUGAAUUUUUGAAUAACUGCAGGGAUGCUGGGGUGGUUCACAUAUUAGGAAACACAGUUGUGAUGGCAAGGAGGGAUUCAAAUAUUUUCAAGAAAGUAGCUGUUGAUUACAUAUAUGCAUUUCUUAGGAAAAUAUGCAGGGAAAAUAGUGUGAUCUUCAAUGUUCCUCAUGAGAGUCUCUUAAAUGUUGGUCAGAUAUUCUAUGUAUAGCCUCCCAUGCCCUUCAUCACAAGUCAUUUUAUGAUUGCCAUCCUAUGCAAAGUUGAGGCAAGUGUUGCAUAUGAACAACAUCACCUUGCUUGCGGUAAUCAGUGCUAGAAUCAACUUUUUUUUGGUAAUUAUUUGUUCAAAAUUAGAAGUACAAUAAGAAACCGUUAAUCGCCUUUUUGUUUGAGGUUAUUUUCGACAAAAACGACAUAACUUGUGGUUUAAUAGAACAAUUUUUUAAGCC
Medicago truncatula (barrel medic) is the source of this 3012-nucleotide messenger RNA. Its product is annotated as potassium transporter 10. Lineage: Eukaryota; Viridiplantae; Streptophyta; Magnoliopsida; Fabales; Fabaceae. Gene Ontology annotation, molecular function: potassium ion transmembrane transporter activity. Gene Ontology annotation, cellular component: membrane. Gene Ontology annotation, biological process: potassium ion transmembrane transport. Bases 408 to 2771 code for a protein of 787 amino acids. The transcript is spliced from 9 exons. The record is from RefSeq and is a predicted model, not a curated record.